This is a messenger RNA of Fusarium poae, 912 nucleotides long. RefSeq lists its product as uncharacterized. Gene Ontology annotation, molecular function: protein kinase activity. The coding region runs from base 1 to 912 and encodes 303 amino acids. Gene Ontology annotation, biological process: protein phosphorylation. The record is from RefSeq and is a predicted model, not a curated record. NCBI's taxonomy places the organism in Eukaryota, Fungi, Ascomycota, Sordariomycetes, Hypocreales, Nectriaceae. The transcript has a single exon.
AUGUCUGUCAUAUUUCCCUUUCAACAACCUACUGGAGAAUCACUCAGCAUCGGACCAUCUCAAGGGAUGGCCAUUGCCAUCGACAAAGACAUUGUUGUCAAAAUCCCAUUUCAGUACCAGGUUUCGCCAGGCACUGACUUUUCUCACUGCUGGGACCUCUCAAUCAAAAGCUUUAUUGCCAUGGAGAACGAGAUGGUGAUUUACGACGCACUUCAAGUCCAUCCUCACCGUAACUUUGCCCAAAGGCUUGAACCCUGCACUGCCGAUUAUUUAUUCCUCGAAAGACUUGAUCCCUUGGAGAAGGUUUGGCGGCUUGCAACACGCGAUGAUCGAGUUCAAUGGGCCUUGGGCUUGCUUGAUGCUAUGAGCUGGCUUGAAAAACUCGGUUUUGUUCACGGAGAUCUCGCGGUACGCAAUCUAGGCGUUGAUAAGACGAAUACAUUAAAAGUUUUUGACUUUGGCUCAAGUUUCCUCUAUGAGUCGGCAAAUGAUUUGAUAGCAGAUCACUUCGAUUUGUCAACAUUUCUGCAUUUUAUUCUUUCUGGUGUGGAUCCUUUUGCAGGUGUUCAGUCACACGCAGACGUUAUCGAUCUACGAAAGAAAUUGAAGGCUGGUCGGUGGACCAUUGCGGAAGGCGCCGAAGUUAUUGGGGAUAUUAUCGAAGGUGGGUGGACAGGGAGCACCGGGACACAGUCCUUCACGGACACGUUUAAGCAGGUCGCUACAAUCUUGGGCACUCCGAAUCUUUCCUUAGAUUCAGACUCCAUGACCACAGAUUAUCCCUCACUUGGGUUACGCUGUCAAGAUUGGUUGCGUAAGAAUCAGAGAAAUCCAGCGUGGAAAAAGAUCGAUGAGUAUAUUGCAAAGUGCAGGAACGCUGGGCAUGAUAGAGAUCUGGAUCACUUCAGAUAA